Messenger RNA from Nematocida major, 1305 nucleotides. RefSeq names its product 26S proteasome regulatory subunit T2. Gene Ontology annotation, cellular component: proteasome regulatory particle, base subcomplex. Gene Ontology annotation, biological process: proteasome-mediated ubiquitin-dependent protein catabolic process. Gene Ontology annotation, molecular function: ATP hydrolysis activity; ATP binding; proteasome-activating activity. The coding region runs from base 1 to 1305 and encodes 434 amino acids. The transcript has a single exon. The record is from RefSeq and is a predicted model, not a curated record. NCBI's taxonomy places the organism in Eukaryota, Fungi, Microsporidia.
AUGGGACAGCAGCAAUCUUCACCAGGCGGAAGCGGCCCGUCACAGCCCCCAAAAGACCAGCAAGAAAAGAACCUGAAUCUAAAGAAAAAGAAGCGAGUACGCGGCCCAGAAACUCUGUCGAAGCUACCCCAAAUCUUCCCACAGGCAAAGUGCAUGCUAAGGCAGAUAAAGCUGGAAAAGAUACGAGACUAUCUUGCCCUAGAAGAGGGCAUUUUAGCGUAUCAGUCCGCCACGGUAAAAGAAGGGGAAGAGACAUUCACAAGCGAGCGUGCUGCAGUCGACAAAUUCCGAGGGUAUCCCAUGAACUUGGGCACGCUUGAAGAGUUUAUAGAUGAGUCGCAUGCGAUUGUAAGCACCAGCUCCGGCCAGGAGUACUACGUUCCCAUUUACUCGUUUGUGGACAAAGACGCGCUUGAGCCUGGCUGCACAGUUCUUCUGAACAGCCGGGAAAGCGGGGUUGUUGGCGUUCUGGAGGGAGAGACAGACCCUCUUGUCAGCGUGAUGAAGCUGGAGAAGGCUCCUGUCGAGACGUAUGCGGACAUCGGGGGACUUGAGCAGCAGAUCCAGGAAAUAAAAGAGGCUGUGGAGCUCCCUCUGACAAACCCGGAGCUGUACGAUGAAAUGGGCAUAAAGCCCCCGAAGGGCGUGAUUUUGUAUGGAGAGCCCGGAACGGGAAAGACCCUUUUGGCAAAGGCCGUUGCAAACCAGACCUCGGCCACUUUCCUGCGAAUUGUGGGCUCAGAGCUUAUACAGAAGUAUCUUGGAGAGGGCCCAAAGCUUGUCCGGGAGCUGUUCAAGGCUGCGGAAAUGUAUGCACCCACCAUCAUCUUCAUCGAUGAAAUUGAUGCAAUUGGGGCAAAGCGGUACGACACAAACUCAAACGGAGAGAAGGAAAUUGAAAGGACAAUGUUGGAGCUUCUGAACCAGCUCGACGGAUUUGACACUUCGUCCGACAUAAAGGUGAUUAUGGCGACAAAUAGAAUUGAAAGCCUGGAUCCUGCGCUUAUUAGGCCGGGCCGAAUCGACAGGAAAAUUGAGUUUCCAGUCCCCGACAUCCAGACAAAGCGAAAAAUAUUUGGAAUUCACACGACAAGAAUGACGCUUUCGAAGGACGUGGUUUUGGACGACAUGAUUGGGACGAAUGAGGACUUGAGCGGAGCCGAUAUAAAGGCAAUAUGCACGGAGGCAGGGAUGCUGGCCUUGCGCGAGAGGCGGAAACAGGUUACAAUGCAGGACUUUGCAAAGGCAAAGGAGAAGGUGCAGGCAACCAAAUUGGAGGCUAUUCCCAUUUCGCUCUACGCCUAG